Messenger RNA from Mobula hypostoma (lesser devil ray), 4089 nucleotides. Its product is annotated as NACHT, LRR and PYD domains-containing protein 3-like. The record is from RefSeq and is a predicted model, not a curated record. NCBI's taxonomy places the organism in Eukaryota, Metazoa, Chordata, Chondrichthyes, Myliobatiformes, Myliobatidae. Gene Ontology annotation, molecular function: protein binding. The transcript has 7 exons. Bases 24 to 2483 code for a protein of 819 amino acids. Gene Ontology annotation, cellular component: cytoplasm.
CAUUUGAUAGCAACACAACUGAAAUGGGAGGAAUAUGCUCAUGCUGCAAAACUCAGUCUGAACAGUGGCCGGAUAGGGAAGCUGAUCACCUCAUAAACGCGAGUGACAGUGCAGCAAGUUCUCUGGACUCUGAACCAUGCCAAGGAGAUCCACCCGGGGGCGUCAUUGCUCACCAAGGCUGUCCUUCUGACACAGAUGUCCCAGAACCGUCUGGAUGCUUUGAACAUGAAGCAGAUGUUCAACAGAAACACAGGGAGACUCUGCGGGCACAAACUGAAACACUGAGAGUGAACACGAUCCUGGGCGAGAAGGUGAAGGCUUUCCAGCUGGUUGAUCGAUACGCUGAGCUCACGGUCAUUUCUACUGUUCGAGACCGGAGACUGGUGGAAGAUGAGUUGCUGGCAAGAGGCAGAGACCACGAGGAGUGGAGAGAGAAACAUCUCAAUGGCGAGCUGGAAAAAAUCCGGUCUGAUCAGUUGUUCCAGAGCAGCUUUUCCCACAGUAAAUCUAAAUCUGGGAGUUCGGCAGCAGUGGCCGGAGCCCCAGCGAUCGGGAAAACAACAAUGGUACAAAAGAUUGUUUAUGACUGGGCCGCAGGGAAAAUAUACCAACAAUUCCAGUUUGUCUUCAGUUUCAAGUUCCGGGAUUUGAACUCCAUCAACUGCAGAAUAAACCUGAGGGAACUGAUUCUGGAUCAGUAUCCUUACUUUGGGAAUUUGCUGAGAGAGGUCUGGAAGAACCCAGAGGGAUUGCUGUUUAUAUUUGAUGGUUUGGAUGAAUUCAAGCACAAAAUCGAUUUUGCUGACAGUCGGAGAGAUACAGAACCCAAGCACCAGUGUCCAGAUCCCGAGUGGUGGUGUGAAGUGUCGGAUAUUGUGUACAGUUUAAUCCAGGGCAAGCUGCUCCCAGGGUGUUCAGUGCUGGUGACCACCCGCCCCACUGUGUUACGUUUAUUGGAAAAGGCAGAGAUCAGUGUCUGGGCUGAAAUCCUGGGAUUUGUUGGUGAGGAACGGAAGGAAUAUUUCAACAGGCAUUUUGAAGAUCAGACGGUGGCGGCAGCUGUUUUCAAACACGUGAAGGAGAACGAGAUCCUGUACACCAUGAGCUACAACCCCUCCUACUGCUGGAUCCUCGCUCUGGCACUGGGCCCCUUCUUCACAAAAAGAGACAGGGAUCCACAGCAAGUUCCCAAGCCCGUCACCCAAAUCUAUUCCUACUAUAUUUACAACAUCCUGAAAAACCACGGCCGUGAGAUUGAGAGUCCCCGUGAUGUGUUGCUCAGGGUUGGUCAAAUGGCCUUCAGAGGAGUGUCCGAGAGGAAGAUUGUGUUUACAGAUGAAGAUUUGAUCAACUACAAUCUGCAGCCUUCCCAGUUCCUGUCCGGGUUCCUGAUGGAGCUUCUGGAGAGAGAGGAUUCUGCCCGGUGUGUGGUGUACACAUUCCCACACCUCAUCAUCCAGGAGUUUGUAGCUGCAGUCGCACAAUUCCUGAAUCCACAUCCCGGGGAUAUCCUCAAAUUCCUUACAAAAGCCCACAACUCGACAGAUGGGCGAUUUGAGGUAUUUCUCCGUUUUGUUGCUGGUCUCUCCUCCCCAAUGGCAUCUCAGGGCUUGGAGGAGUUUCUGGGUCCAUUUGUUCAACAAACAAUCUGCCGGGUGAUUGACUGGGUGAAGGAGGAGUUUAAACACCAGAGUGGAAACACAGAGAGUGAAGCUGGUAAAAGGAGCCUCCUGAGCACAUUGCACUACCUGUUUGAGUCUCAGAAUCCAGAACUGGCUCAGGCCGCACUGGGAUCUGUGGAAACACUUUCAUUCAGUGGAGUGACACUGACCCCGAUUGACUGCGCGGUCCUGUCUCAUAUCAUCGGACUCUGUGAUUCAGUAAGUCACCUCGACCUGGUUCACUGCCACAUUCAGUGUGAAGGAAUCCAGCAGCUGGGACCCGGACUGCACAACUGCCCAGAGUUGAGACUUGCGUGGAAUAAACUGGAAGAUUCAGGAGUGAAACUGGUGUCUGAGGCUUUGAGGAACCCGGAGUGUAAAAUACAGAAACUGUGGCUGAACUGUGUCGGUCUCACAGAAUCUGGUGUUAAAGAUCUCACCUCAUCUCUCAGUACAAACCGAUCACUGACUGAGCUGGACCUGAGUGAUAAUAAACUGGGAGAUUCAGGAGUAAAACUAUUAUCUGAGGCUCUGAGUAACCAGAAGAGUAAAAUACAGAAACUGGGGCUGAACCAUGUUGGUCUCACAGAUUCUGGUGCUGAGGAUCUCACCUCAUCUCUCAGUGCAAUCCAAUCACUGACGGUGCUGAACCUGGGACUGAACUCGCUCACAGACCAAUCUGUUCCCGCUCUCCGCAGCCUCAUACAGACCCUCCCGAGUCUGGAACGGGUUGUGCUGGACUUGGAUCGGUUCAGUGAGACCGGGAGGGAGGAACUGAGAUCUCUGCAGGAAUACUGGCCCAGACUGAGAGUGAUCCUGUGAAAAUUGGGGAGUGUGAACAACACCCCACCACCACGGGAUGGAGACAUCUUGGCCGAAAUCCCGGCCUCACUUGGAACAGCGCCCUCUCCUUUAACGGCUGCUCACCAGGUUUAAUUCCCAACAGUGGUGACGGAAAUUCCUGCGCAGUGACGUCAGAGCCCGUUCCACCGCCAGGUAGCUCUGCCUCCAGUCCAGCGGCCGCUGUUCCCGCCAGAUGUGCGGGUCCGAGUGCUCCCCCUAGUGAGGCCCUGGGGAAUUACACAGGCAGGAAGAGCCUGGGGGUGGGGGACGGGCUCAGUCUGGGACUCCAGUGUCCCGGGAUGGGGGGAGAAUCCUUCCACUCACUUUGCUGAGGAGAGGUACAUUUCUUCAGUCUGGCCGAUAGAAUGAUGGCAACUUGACAACUACCUCAGUGUGACCCUGGAUCUGCAGCGAUCUCGGACACUGCCCUGAAGAGCGAUUUUAUUGUCAUUGCUUCCCCGAUGCAGAGUGAGACAGCGAGAAACGGGACUGAAUAUUCAACCUGUCGCUCGGUAAUUGUGUGUGGCUGUGUGUGAUGCCGGGGCAUCUAUCUAUUCGCGCACCUUAGCAGGUCACCCAACGAUUACCGUACAUCAGUCGUGAGGAAAUCAAUAAACCACAGUGACUCCGUGUCUUGGUGCCGGACAUGAGCCUACUUAAGGAGAAACAGUGACCCGAGGUUGCUGCUGCCCUGUUCAAUAUCACAGUGGUUCAGAGCUCCCCUCACUCUCACAGCCGCGCCUCACUUCCAAGCCGAGUGAGGUCGCUCUCGGGGAAUCUGGUGUCCGUGAUCUCGUCCCUCGCCGACACCGCACUCUCCUCGUUUCCCCCACCUCCCCACGGCCUCCUCUCCACCCUGCCCACGCGUACGCCCCAGUAAACCCGCCACGCUCUCCUCUCUACCUCAUCCCAGGGAAAAAUAACCACAACAAGUCCAUCAGACACAGAAGCAGAAUGAGGCCGUUCAGCCCAUCGAGUCUGCUCCGCCGUUCCAUCACGGCUGAUCCCGGAUCCCACUCCACUCCAUACACCUGCCUCCUUGCCUUAUCCUCGGAUGCCCUGACCGAUAGGAAACGAUUAACUUCCUCCUUAAAUAUUCAAAGGGACUUGGACUCCACCACGGUCUGUGGCAGAGCAUUCCACAGAUUCACUACCCUUUGGCUAAAAAAAAAUCCUCCUUAUCUCUGUUCUAAAAGUUCUCCCCCCAAUAUAGAGGCUGUGCCCUCUAGUUCUGGAUACCCCCACUACAGGAAACAUGCUCUCCACAUCCACCCCACCCAAUUGCCCACCAUUGAGAACAUCUACUAUAAACGCUGCCUGGGCAGGGCGAAAAGCAUUAUCAGGGAUGCAUCUCACCCUAACCACGGACUUUUUACUCUCCUCCCAUCCGGUAGGCGCUACAGGAGCCUCCGCUCCCGCACCAGCAGGCACAGGAAGAGCUUCUUCCCUGAGGCUGUGACCCUGCUGAACCUCUCAUCACAGCACUAAGCAAUAUUGCACCCGUAUUGUACUGUCUCAGUACUUUCAUAUUUGUGUGCUGUAACACUUACUUCUAACUCGCAGUUAUUUUGUAAAUACUGUAACA